Aspergillus terreus NIH2624 is the source of this 1566-nucleotide messenger RNA. RefSeq names its product putative MFS transporter. Gene Ontology annotation, molecular function: transmembrane transporter activity. Gene Ontology annotation, cellular component: membrane. The coding region runs from base 1 to 1566 and encodes 521 amino acids. NCBI's taxonomy places the organism in Eukaryota, Fungi, Ascomycota, Eurotiomycetes, Eurotiales, Aspergillaceae. Gene Ontology annotation, biological process: transmembrane transport. The record is from RefSeq and is a predicted model, not a curated record. The transcript has 5 exons.
AUGGCUGAUAUCGAACGGGGCAUCAAGGGGCCUGCGAGAGUCGACGAAGAAGACAUCCAGUCUUCGAAAUCACCAAAUAUCGGACAGGAGAACCUCGCUGGCGUCACUACUCCCCAUGAGACCUACGAAGGGUACCAUCGGUUUGACCCGACCGCCUCAUGGACGCCAAAGGAGGAGCGCGCGGUGGUUAGGAAGACGGAUAUGCUGCUGUUGACCUGUAUCUGUCUGAUGUUUUUUGGGCUUCAACUCGACCGGGGGAACUUAUCAAAUGCAUUGACCGACAAUUUCCUCGACGAUCUAGGCCUGACGACAAACGACUACAACAAUGGCACCACCAUCCAACUAGUCUGCUUCCUCGCAACCGAAUUCCCAGUGCAGCUCCUCAUCAAGCGCUUCGGCUUCAGACGCGUCCUGCCGCUGAUGAUGCUGGCCUGGAGCUUGGUCUCUUGGACGCAGGCAUGGAUGACCACCCGGGCAGCAUUCUACAUUACGCGCGCGCUCAUCGGCGCCUUCGAGGGCGGCUUCAUCCCCGGAGCUAUCUUGUUCGCAACAUACUUCUACAAGACCAACGAGCUGUCCGUCCGACUGGCGUUCUUCUGGUCCACCCUGAACGUGCCGUCCCCUCUGCAGAGGGCCGUUUCUAACCUAUCCACAGAGCUUCUUCUACCUGCCCAGCUCGCCCACGCAAACAAAAAGCGUGCUCUGCCCCAGGCCCUGGUACACCGAACGCCAGGAAGUCAUCAUGAUCAACGCAAGCACCCCCAUCCCAAGCCCACUCCACCCACUAACCAUCCACCCCAGCGCCUGCUCCGCGACGACCCCUCCAAAGGCCUGACACACAUCAAAGAAAGCGCCACCCUGCAGGACGUCCUAGACGCCUGGAGCGACAAGUCCAUGUGGGGCUUGUACUUCAUCGGCCUGGUGGCCUACAUCCCGCAGAACCCCGUGCAGGCCUACCUCUCGCUGACCCUCAAACGGCUGGGCUUCUCGACCUUCGACGCCAACAUGCUCUCCAUCCCGUCCGCGGUGCUGCAGAUCGUCCUCAUGCUGGCCCUCACCAAGAGCAGCGAGGUCUUCGGCGAGCGCACCUUCCACUGCGUCUUCGGCGAGUUCUGGACCCUCCCGCUGCUGGCCGCGCUGCUCGGCCUGCCCGACUACGGGUACAACUGGCCGCGGUUUGCGAUCGGGACGCUCAUCUCUGGGUACCCGUAUUUCCAUCCGAUUGUGUCGGCGUGGAUCUCAGAGAAUACGUUCGAUGUGAAGAAGCGGGCCAUUACCGCCGCGACGUAUAAUGUUGUUGUGCAGAUUGGGGCUGUGAUUGCGUCGCAGAUCUACAGGAAGUACGAUGCGCCGUACUAUUACACAGGGAAUAAGGUGCUCAUAUCGAUCUGUGCGCUUGCGCUGGUGACCUUCCUCGUGCAGCGCGAGGCGCUGCGGUAUAUGAAUCGGCAGAAGGAGAAAAAAUGGGGGGCUAUGUCGCCCGAGGAGCGACUGGUGUACCAGGCGGAUCAGACCGCGCGAGAAAAGGAGGGAAACAAGCGGCUGGAUUUCCGCUUCAAGUACUAG